Messenger RNA from Cydia amplana, 708 nucleotides. RefSeq lists its product as uncharacterized. NCBI's taxonomy places the organism in Eukaryota, Metazoa, Arthropoda, Insecta, Lepidoptera, Tortricidae. The transcript has 2 exons. The record is from RefSeq and is a predicted model, not a curated record. Bases 46 to 708 code for a protein of 220 amino acids.
GUUAUUAAGUGAAAAGUCUGUUUCUCCUUUACUAUUUCUAACAUAAUGGAUGGUGAUGAGAAAGGGUUAUCACCCGAUAACCAUGCAGACCAGGCGAAUAGUGGAACUUCGCCGACAGCAGCGGUGGGAUCCCAAUCCCCUAUACUAGGCGGGCGCCGCCGAUCGGUUAUUCAACCUGAGCCUACUUUUACCAUGGACCAAGUGAUGAGCCUGGUAACCACAGUCACCAAGCAAGCCGCAGCAAGUGCUGUUAAUGCGGCGCUAUCUGCCACCGCCGCUUAUCCACAACAGCCGGCGCUACCCCGUGAAAGAGGAAAUUUCUAUCUACCUCCAUUCGACCCGGAUGUACGAUCUCAUGAUAUUCGAGAUUGGUGCGCUAAUGUCGAUGAAACCAUUUCCGUUUUCGCUAUAUCACCUCAAGAAGCACGGAUGAAAGCGAUACUUCAGUUAAAAGGAAGAGCAAAAGUGUGGGCCGACACGUGGUCUCUACAUUCAACUACUUGGGACCAGGUGAAGGAAGAUCUAAUCAAGACUUUCUCAAAGGAGUUUCGGUAUGCUGAUGAUGUACAGAAGUGGCGCAACUACACGUCGGACCAAGCAACGAGCUACGCCGAAUACGCCACUACAGCUUGGACAUUAUUCAAGCGCGUGCGGCCGGAAGCGAAUGAUGCCGAUGCAGUGGAUGCUGUUAUCACAGACAUACCGUAA